AUGAAGCAGCAAAGACAUUAUUUUGUGUGCAAGAAGUGCGGCCCAGCGUCAUGGAUUUUCUGUGACAGAGCUGCCAAAGCUGAAACCUGCCACCUGUGCGGUGGUCGCUGGCCGAAGUACAAGGAGCAGCCUAGCUCCAAACCUGAGCGGGUCUGGCGAUCCCAACAAGCUGUGCAGCCGAAAGGUUUUCGUCAGGACGGCAAGAUCCACAAAGCGUUGCAUUUUCUUUGGGAGAAGUUUACGCCGGAAGUUCAGCAGGGUCUGGUUGCUGCUGGAUGGAAGCCCAAAGCUGAGCCGAAGCUUGAGGCUCCCCCUGGCCUGCCCAGGUUAGGGGCGGGAGGGCACUUAGGAAAGGGCAAAGGCAAAGGGAAGCAGAGUGAGCCGGCAGAGCAUGACUCAGCUCAUCAGGCCUUGUGGGAAUCGGCAAGCUCGGAGCAGCGAGCAUGGCUUCAUCAGCUCGGCUUUCAGUGCCCCAGCCCGUCGGAGCCCUCAGAUUUGAAGACACUGAUCAACGCGCACAUGGACCAGCUCCCGGAGACGCUUAGGCAAGCAAUAGCCAGUCUUGAGCCGCCAGAGCCGGAACCUUCGGCCACUGAGCAAGUUUUGUCAGCCACGAAGAAAUUCAAGGCAAGCACGAAUGAGCUUCGUCAACUCAUUCAGAAAUCUGCAGGCUUGCAGGUCAAAAUCGACCGUGCCAAAGCCACGUAUGCAGAUCUGCUGGACCAAAUGAAGGCUGUCCAGACUGAAUUGGCUGAUAAGCAGUUGGAGGUCACCAAACUCCAAAAGGAACUGGAGUCCAAGGUCCAAUCUGGAGCCGGGUUGCCGAUUUUGCCAGGAAAGGAGGCCGUCCUUCUGGCAUUAACGCAGUGUGGCAUCACCCUCAGCAGCGAGCAGCAGGCCCUUCUUGAAGGCAGCAUGGAUGUGGAACCUGCGCCUCUCGUUGCACCGAAACCGCAUAACACGGAGGAAGAGAUGCUAGCAUCGGCUCCCCAGCCGCAGGGUGCCCAGCCUCCUGCUGAUUGGCCGGAUGGACCGCGAGAGGGCAAGCAUCGUUCGCGCAGUAGGGGCAGGGCUCAGGGCCAGGGUUCAGAGGGGACGCCAGGCGUGUUUCUAGGCCUGUUGGGACGCUCUUGGGUGCAGCCAGUACUUGCAGUAGUGUCAGUGAGCAGCCUCAGCAGCGAGACCAUGCCUCCACUUCCGCUCCGCAGUCCCCAGUGCCUGUGCAAUGCAUUUCGGAUGAAACCGUUGCAGUGCAAACUAUGCCUGAUGGAAGUGCAUCUAGCCCGGUUUCCAGGGCUGCAGUUUUGGAAGAUCCGGUUUUUGAAGACCCUGAGCUCCUGUGUGCUAUUUGUGCUUCGCCGUUAG
This is a messenger RNA of Symbiodinium natans, 1365 nucleotides long. Lineage: Eukaryota; Dinophyceae; Suessiales; Symbiodiniaceae. The record is from the annotation of a GenBank genome assembly.